This is a messenger RNA of Lolium rigidum, 708 nucleotides long. RefSeq names its product skin secretory protein xP2-like. Gene Ontology annotation, cellular component: plasma membrane. The record is from RefSeq and is a predicted model, not a curated record. Lineage: Eukaryota; Viridiplantae; Streptophyta; Magnoliopsida; Poales; Poaceae. The coding region runs from base 34 to 708 and encodes 224 amino acids. The transcript has 2 exons.
GCCACCCGCACGACCGCACACACACCAGCAGCAAUGGCGCGCGCCGGCGCACUCUGCCUCGCGCUGCUCUGCCUCCUCGCGGCGCACUCCGCCGUCGCCCAGAAGUCCACCGCCCCGGCCGCCGCGCCCACCACCACCCCCACCCCCGCCGCUCCCGCCAAGAAAACCACCCCCGCACCCGCCGCCGCACCCACCACCACCCCCGCCGCCGCCACCGCCCCGUCCGCAGCCCCACCCACCACGCCCGCCACCCCCGCCCCCGCCGCCGCCCCGCCCACCACCGCCACCCCGGCCCCCGUCAAGGCCCCCGCCGCCGCGCCCCCCAAGAAGGCCGCCGCCUCGCCCCCGGCCCCUGCCCCCAAGGCCCUCCUCCCGCCCGUCGAGGCGCCCGUCGCCUCCCCUCCCGUCGCGCUCUCGCCCGCCACCCUCCCCACCAAGCCCGACGCGCCCGCCCCCGCGCCCGCCAAGAAGAAGAAGAAGUCCUCCAAGAAGAAGAAGAGCAAGGCCCCAGCACCCGCACCCGUCGCCGAGGCCCCCGUCAAGUCCAAGAAGGCCAAGGCCCCCGCCGCCGCCGACGACGCUGAUGCGCCCGGCCCCGCUGGGGACGGUUCCGUCGCCGACGACACCGCGGGCGCCAUCCAGACAAUGGCAGGGAGCAUCAUCUCGGCGUGCGCAUUGGCGCUGGGCCUCGCCGCCCUUCUGGCCUAG